AAUUAUUACUUGACCCUUCCUCAGAUAAGAUAAUACGACAUUAUUCAGCCACUUGCAUACGAGCUAUCAAAAUAAAAUGAACAUCACUUAACCAAACAUUAAAAUGAAAAUCAGUGAAAUUGUGUUUUUAUUUUCAAUUUUCAUAAACACUUCAAUUCAAAUUUACGUGCCCGACAAUGAGCAAAACCACAAACCCCUCACCUACACCUCUGGAAUCAAAACCACCUCAUACCACAAACCCCAACUUCAGGUGCACCACAAUUACAGUCGAGUUUUCCACCAAAACUACGACUACUCCCGAAGAUACACCGACAGUGACGAAACGUCGCAACGGCCAUAUCCCGUCUACAAGCCAACAAACGAGCAACUGAACCAAAUCUACGUCCUCAAUGGCACCAGAAUACGCAAAAACGAGAACCCAACACGUAAAAUAGUCAUUUACAACAAACAAAAACGCACACCAAAAGUCGAAAUUUACAAAGCUUGUCCGAAAAAUGCAACUGGACAGUUUGUGUACGAAGCCUCCUGUAACCAGUACCUCAACUGCUGGAAAGGCCGAGGUUAUGUGCAAAAUUGCGCCCCUGGAACACUCUUCAACCCCAAAACCCUUGAGUGUGAUUUUCCCGAAAAAGUUUACUGUAUUAGUGGCCCACGACAGUCGAUUUUACGGCAGGAAAAAUCAGCCAAAAUCAAACAAAUCGGUUGUCCGAAAGAAUUUUCCGGAUUGAUCCCAAACUACACUGAUUGUUCCAAAUUCAUUAACUGUGUCAGUGGAAUUGAGAAUUUUAUGGACUGUCCACCCGGUACUCUCUUCGACAUUAACAAAAAUAUCUGUGAUUUUCCAUACAAAGCCACCUGUUUCAACGGAAAAAAUCACCAGGAAAUCAACAGCAAGCUUGAUUUUGCCAAAACUAGUUCCCGGUAUACACAAGAAGGGCAACUGUCGUACCGUCACAACGAAGUACGAUGUCCUUAUGGUUCGGAUGGAAUUCAUCCGCACCCAAAUGAUUGUUCCAAGUUUCUCAAUUGUGCGAAUGGAAUUACUUACAUCCAGGAUUGUUCCCCGGGGACGCUUUUUAAUCCCUUGUUGAAAAUAUGCGACUUUCCGUACAAUGUCAGAUGCCAGAAUAGUACCAACUCGGGGAUCACGGUCAUAGACUAUGACGCAGGGUACUAUGGAGGGAACCAUUCAAGAAUUCAGACUUUUGGUUCAAUUGACAAUCAGCAAGAAACAAGGUCUAAUGGUUAUGGGCAGUACGACCAAGACAGAAACUGGCAAACAGGAGGUACCACGCGGUACCAUGGUGGUACUUAUGGUAACAGAAGGCCGGGAACAUAUGGUGGUACUUACUAUGGAUCAACAAACCUGUAUGAAUCUGGUACAAACCAGUAUGAAUCUGGUACUGACUAUUAUGAUGGUACUACAAUUCCAUUUAACCAACCAAACUACCACAGCAGUUCCACCGAUCGGUACAAUAGUUACUAUGGAACCAAACAGCAAGGAACAAAUUAUUAUAAUCAAAAUUCGGGAUCGCGCCGACCAAAUCAGUACCAUUCUGGUACAAGUGGACAAUAUGCACCUGUAUCAGGUGGGCAAAACUAUAACCCACCAAGUUCGUUUAGACCAAAUCAGUACCACAAUGGACAAUACGAAAGUGAAUAUGAAGGUUCUACCCUUAGAAAUGGUUAUUCUACUAACGACUGGGGACCAGUUUAUGACGGUUCCACGGUUCAAAAUGGUUGGGGACAAACUGAACAAGACAAUCGAGGGUAUGGUGGUACUUAUCCAGUGCCAAACUACAACAAAGGUUCCACAUGGGAGGGACCAAGACCAUAUUCCACUAGUCAAAGUUCGUGGUACAACCAAGACCAAGAUCAGACAUACAACCAUAAUACAAAUGGUUACAAUAAUUACGGUACCAUCGGAUCAGAUUCGCAAAGACCAGACACGUACCACCAAAACUCAGGAACCAUUGGGUCAGAUACAUACAACACCAAUGGGAACCAAAACUCCUAUCGUGGAACCUUUGGAUCAAACAGGGACUCAGGUUACCAAAGACCAGAAACAUACGAUGGUUCAGAUAGAGACUCAGGAACCUUUGGAUCAAACAGGGACUCAGGUUACCAAAGACCAGAAACAUACAACACCAAUGGGAACCAAGACACCUAUCGUGGUACCAUUGACUCAAGUUACCAACGACCAGAAACAUACAACACCAAUGGGAACCAAGACCCCUAUCGUGGAACCAUUGACUCAAGUUACCAAAGACCAGAAACAUACAACACCAAUGGGAACCAAAACCCCUAUCGUGGAACCAUUGACUCAGGUUACCAACGACCAGAAACAUACAACAUCAACGGGAACCAAAACUCCUACCGUGGAACCAUUGACUCAGGAACCUUUGGAUCAAACAGAGACCCAGGUUACCAAAGACCAGACACUUCCAACACCAAGAGGAACCAAAACUCCAAUCGUGGAACCACAUAUAUCGUACCAACAGCUUCCAACCGAGAAACGUGGUACCACCAAAACCCACUAGAUGUGGAAACCAACACUCCGAAUUACGACCAAGUGGUUAACAUCAACCAAAUGCGAAAAACCACCCGGAAACCAUUUUAUGGUUCCACCAAUCAGCCACAUUACAGCCACGAAUUCAACGAUUACGAUGAUACUUUUGGUGCUGGCCACAGUAAUAAAUACACAAGAGCCACAACACCGAAAAUUUUCGAAAAAAAUUGGCCUCCGCCCUUCCCCUCAACAGACGUAAACGCCGACUAUGUUUUCGAAGACGAAGAAGAAGGAGAAGUGACUCUAGAAGCGGAAAAUUCAAUCAGAAAUGGGCCUUCACGUGAUGGUGAUUGUGGCAAAAGUGAUUUUCGUUGUUCUGCCAGUAAGUGUGUUCCAAAAACUUUGGUCUGUAACGGUUUUAAAGACUGUCCUGAUGGUACCGACGAAAUCGACUGUCUUGACUACAUCUCGAAAUUCUCCAAGAAGCAAAACAGCAAACUUGCAGUUCUUGAGAAAGAAAGAUGGGAUAAUGUCAGUGUUGCCACUUGUGCCUUGUUAUGUGUCCAGUCAAAGGAACAUCACUGCCGAUCGUUCAAUUACCGAAAGAUUGACAAAACGUGUUUUUUGACCAACACUAAUGAAGGUCUAACGGGCGCUUUAAUCCUGUAUUAUCCCUUCGAUUAUUACGAACUGACCAGCGAAAAAAUCAACUGCAGUGGCAUGUACAUUUGCAACAACAAAAAAUGCAUAAUGAGGGAAAAACUGUGCGAUGGUCAUGACGAUUGUGGCGACCGCAUGGACGAGAAAGGAUGCAAGUCUGAGGAUUUUGGUUACAGUGUUCGCUUGACGGGAUCUAAGAACAGAAAUGAAGGGCAAAUUGAAGUUAGGGCGUUUGGAAGGACAGGAUACGUGUGUGAUGAUAAAUUUGGACUGAGGGAUGCUAAUGUUGUGUGCAAGGAGUUGGGUUUUUCUUUAGGCGCCGCUGAAGUUAAGGGAAACUCGUUCUAUGCGAAAAAUGUGACGGGAAAACCGUUUUAUAUGAUGGAUGAUGUUAGUUGUGUGGGGAACGAGACCAAGUUAAUGGAUUGUGAUUUUAGUGGGUGGGGAGUUCACAACUGUUUGGAACAGGAGAGUGUGGGAAUAGUUUGCAAAACUCCUCAAGAAAAAUGUGCCGACGACUAUUGGCAAUGUGACACCGGACAAGAAUGUCUUCCUCUGGCUUUUGUCUGUGAUGGAUUACUUGACUGCACUGAUGGUUCAGACGAAGGAAGUCAGCACUGUGAUGCCCCUACGGAGAUUCGCCUGGUCAAUGGGACAAACCGCCAACAAGGCCGCGUGGAAAUCCGCCACCACGGCAUCUGGGGCACCAUCUGCGACGACGACUUCAACGAGGACGCCGCCAAAGUCAUUUGCAAACAUUUGGGCUUCAAAGGCUCGGUCGUUGUGAAAAAAGACGGCUAUUUCGGAGCCGGCUCUGGACCGAUUUGGUUGGAUCAAGUGAUUUGUUCGGGAAAUGAGACAAGUAUUGAAAAUUGCACUCAUUGGAACUGGGGGGAGCAUAACUGCGAACACAGCGAGGAUGUGGGGGUUAUUUGCAGUAAUUUUUACGAACAUGAGAGGCAUUCGAUGAUUCCGAUACCCACCAUACCACAGACGUAUCCUGAUAGAUGUGGAUAUCGCAAAAACAACAUUUUCAACCGAAACGACGACGUCCACUUCCGUGUAGUUCGCGGAUCCGUCGCCCAAAGGGGUGACUACCCCUGGCAGGCUGCCAUCCGUGUCAAGGGCAAAAGCAAAGCCGCCCAUUGGUGCGGUGCUGUAAUUAUUUCCGAAAAAUUUGCCCUAACAGCAGCCCACUGCCUCAUCGGCUACUCCAAAGGGGCUUACGUGGUGGUCGCAGGCGACUAUAACGUCGACGAGUACGAAGGGACCGAACAAGAAGCCUACAUUGAAGAUUUUUAUCUCCACGAAAAUUUCCGCCAAGGCCAUAAAAUGAACAAUGACAUUGCACUGAUCAAGUUGAAAGGCCGCGGAUUCAGGCUGAACGAUGACGUCCAAGCGAUUUGUUUACCAGAUUCCGAUACGAACUACGAGACCGAUCUGAACUGUACCAUAUCUGGUUAUGGGUCCAUUGAAAGUGGAAAAUCUGCCUUUUCGCAUGAUUUGAGAGCUGGGUGGGUUCCACUGCAAAAACGCGAAAUUUGUACCAUGCCCCAUGUGUAUGGGGACGCUUUGACCGAAGGGAUGAUUUGCGCUGGGUCCUUGGACGAAGGGAUUGAUUCGUGCGAUGGUGACAGUGGAGGGCCUUUGGCUUGUUUAUACGACGGUGUUUUCACUUUGUAUGGAAUCACGUCCUGGGGACAACACUGUGGAUACGCUAAUAAACCUGGAGUCUACGUCAAAAUAGCGCAUUACAAGAGGUGGAUUGACGAGAAUUUCCAUAAGCAUUCGCUAAAUUAACUUAGUUAUGUAGUUUAAGUAGGUGAUAAGAAUAAUUAUUGUAACAAUUGGUUAUGUAAAUAAAUGAAAAUUCGGACAA
Messenger RNA from Tribolium castaneum (red flour beetle), 5048 nucleotides. RefSeq lists its product as uncharacterized. The transcript is spliced from 9 exons. Gene Ontology annotation, molecular function: serine-type endopeptidase activity; chitin binding; protein binding. Lineage: Eukaryota; Metazoa; Arthropoda; Insecta; Coleoptera; Tenebrionidae. Gene Ontology annotation, cellular component: extracellular region; membrane. Gene Ontology annotation, biological process: proteolysis. The coding region runs from base 104 to 4969 and encodes 1621 amino acids. The record is from RefSeq and is a predicted model, not a curated record.